Drosophila guanche is the source of this 4965-nucleotide messenger RNA. RefSeq lists its product as uncharacterized. Gene Ontology annotation, biological process: G protein-coupled receptor signaling pathway; regulation of G protein-coupled receptor signaling pathway; intracellular signal transduction. Bases 934 to 4902 code for a protein of 1322 amino acids. The record is from RefSeq and is a predicted model, not a curated record. The transcript is spliced from 12 exons. Lineage: Eukaryota; Metazoa; Arthropoda; Insecta; Diptera; Drosophilidae.
UUCGUUUUUCUCGUUUGGGCUGCCUGCCUGCGCGCUGCAUUUGACCGCGACUCAGUAGCAAAGGAAAAUCCAUUUUCCAUUUUUCUAGACGCGGACACAGGCUCUGAGUAUCGUGUGCGGCGGACGUCCUUGUCCUGCGUGCGUCGUUUGCUCGCGCUGACGGUUUUUGCAAAUCGCGAGUGUCUUUGACUCUGAAGACGAAAAGGCCAUCCACAAAAAGAAGCACAAGCACAAGCAAAAGGGAGAAGAGAAAAGAGGCGAAGCAGCAGCGCAAUAAGGCUGAAAAAAAAAUACUUUGCCUGCCUGUGUGCAAAAGUCUUCAGCUAACACACGCUGAAACAGCGCCCCCAUGCAACGAGGCACGAGGUGAAGGCUGGCACUAGAAGGCAUCGAACAGCAUCCCAAAGCAAUCCGCCAGUGCGCGGACUCCAUGGCAACCAGCGCCGCGUGAGAGAGAGAGAGAGAGAGAGAAAUUCAGAAACAAAUUCCACACAUAAAGGAAGGAGCUGCCAGGAAGGACUGUGCGGCAGGUGCUUCCCGGAGUGGUGGGUGGUGGUGGCGGCGCCACUUGCAGGCGGUUAGCGGUUGGUGCCACAGCUGUUCGAAUCAUGAAACAUUCAAAUGUUUCCAUACACAAGGACAUGAUGGAAUUCGGCUAACUGCAGCAAAGAGGACUUACAGCAAACAAAAGCAGCAGCCACAAAGCAGCAAAGAGAAUUUCUAAGAAGAAUUGCAAGCCAAUUUGUGAGGAGGUUAACAAAAAGCGCAAUCAAAAUUUUCGUAAACCAAAACGCACAACUAACAAAGAGCCUGAGAAACCAAUCGCAGGAUAUAUAAAUAGCAGCAUCAAAAGCAUAGAGAACGGAGGCAGGAGGCAGCAGGCAGUGGGCAGUGGGCAGCCAUCGUCAGCAGCUUAGCAUCGAUUCAGCGGUCAUGGAACCACACGGCGGUGUGCCACCCGACAAGGAGCGACAGCUGGUGCUCAGGAAUACGGCUGCACAGUCGACGGCACUUGUGCCCGUGCCCGUGUCCGUGUCCGUGCCCAUUGUGGUCGCUGUGUCCACACCGAGUCCUCAGCAGCAGCAGCAGUCGUCCAGUAGUCAAUCCACGCACUUGUCACAGUCCAUUAAGCCAACGACACUAAGUCUGCAACCGCAUGGAGUGCCGCAUGCCACGCAACUAUCUCCAUCGGUUGCAGCGAACAAUAAUGCGGCAACAGCGAGUGUGGCGGCAACGAGCAGCGGGAGCGGCAAUGCCAAUAGCGGCAAUAGUCCAGCACUGGCAUCCACCGCCACGGCCAUAUCCGCCACAACGCAGGCAGCGACCGCAUUUAGCGGCAGUUCCGUUGGCCAUCAUCACUUGCCACAACAUCACCAGCAUUCGCAUACGCAGUCGCAAUCGCAGUUGCAGUCGCAGUCACAGUCACAGCCAGUGACGCAUCAACAGCUGCUGCAUGCUCUGCCAGCAGCAACGGCAGCCGGAUCAACGGCGACACACCAUCAGCAUCACAGCAGCAUCUCCGGUCAGGGCGGACUGCUCGGCACUGGCAGUGGCCCUGGCAGCGUCAGUGGCAGCGGCAGCAGCAGCCAACAGCAGACCAUUGAGAAGCUAUCAAGACCCAUGGCAUUCGAUAAGAUGGAAGUCCUAGUGCGCGAGAUGCAGGAUCAAGAGCAUGGUGUGCCCGUGCGACAACAGAAAAUGUUCCUCACAUCCAUACCCUAUGCGUUUAUGGGCUACGAUCUAAUCGAGUGGCUGAUGGAUCGCUUGCAAAUUGAGGAAUCGGAGGCAUUGAACAUUGCCAAUCAGCUGUGCUUGCAUGGCUACUUCUUUCCGGUGAACGACUCAAAGACGCUGACCGUUAAGGACGAUUCAUCGCUGUACCGCUUCCAGACACCCUACUACUGGCCAUGGCAGCACAAGGCGCCGGAUAAUGUCGAGUAUGCCAUUUAUUUGGCCAAGCGCUCGCUACGCAAUAAGCAGCGGCACGCGCUCGAGGACUACGAGGCGGAGGCAUUGUCCUCGCUGCACAAGAAUCUGAAGGGGAAAUGGGAUUUUAUAUCGAUGCAGGCCGAGGAGCAGGUGCGCCUGGCCAAGGAGCGCAAGAAGGGCGAUAAGAUUGUUGGUGACUCGCAGGAGCGCGCCUAUUGGCGUGUACACCGUCCACCGCCGGGGCAGUUUACGCCGCUGGAGCCCUGUCCAGUGCCCUCGCGCGAUCGUCAGGGCUUCAAGCCCAACAAAAAAAAGACUGUCGACGAUGUGCAGCGCGAGGUCGACUAUUUGGGCAAGUCCCUCAACCGUACACGCAUGAAGAUGUCGCAGGCGUGCGAGUCGCUGGUCUGCUACUCGGAGACAUUCAGCGAGUACGACUUCUUUCUGCAGCCGGCGUUGCCCUCGAAUCCGUGGGUGACCGAGGACAUUGCCUUUUGGCAGCUCAACAACACCUUCGUGGACAUUCCCACUGAGAAGCGGGUGAAACGUUGGGCCAUUUCGAUCGAGGAGCUCGUCUCGGAUCCCACAGGCCUCCAAGAGUUUACCACCUUCCUCGAGAAGGAGUAUUCGCACGAGAAUAUUCGCUUCUGGAUUGCUGUCAAUCGCUUGCGUCGCUCCGCCCACUCUCAGGUGGCACGCAAAGUCAACGAGAUCUACGAAGAAUUCCUAAAGCCUGGCGCACCCUGUGAGAUCAACAUUGAUGGCAAAACAAUGGAGAGUGUGCUGCGCGGUCUCAAGAAUCCGUCACGCUUCACCUUUGACUCGGCCUCGGAGCACAUUUAUAUGUUGCUGCUGAAGAAGGAUUGCUAUCCACGCUUCAUACGCUCGGAGCACUAUAAGCGACUGCUGGACACGGGCAUUCAGCCGUCGUACAAGAAGCGCUUCUUCAAUUUCGGCGGCGUUAGCGGUGCCAAGAAGAAGAUGACCGCUGCGCUGUCCAGUCAACCGAAUUUGGGUGAUGCCGGCUCCAGCAAGGGCUCCAGCAGUGCGGGGCAGGGUGGCGGCUCCAUGAUGCAGGCACCGCCACCGGGCAAUCUGGCACGGCGUCGAGGCAGCGAUCGCAGUCUUACGGGCUCGGCACACGAGUUGGCUGUCAUUGGGGUGAACAAGGAUGCAGGUUCCAAGGUACCGCACUCCCAUUCCCAGAGCAAUCUCAGCGAGAUGCCAUUUAGUAGCGAUUCCAUUUAUCGUGGCGAUAUGCCCCAGCGCCACAUGGCGAUCAUCGAUGUUGGGAUCUAUGCGGCCUACGGGAAUCGCGAAAGUAGUUUACAGGCACUUCCAGAAAACCCCAAGACAAAAUCCACCGGCCUGGAGACGCUGGAGACAUCCGUUGUGGCAACAUUGACCACUGGCAACACCAGCGCCGUUUGUCCCUGGGAUGAGCCAGUGGAAAUAGUGCCAGCUGCACAGGUCAAGCUCUCCGUCUGUCCCUGGGAGCAGCAGGAUACGGCAACAGAAGUGGCACCAGCGCCAGCGCCAGCGCCAGUGCCAGUGCUGGCCAAGCAAGCGGCCGUCACCGUACAACCAUUACGAUUGACCAGCACCUCGUCGGACAGCAGUGAUGUGGCUGAUCGACUGCAACGAAAUUUGGGCAUACGACACCAAAACACCGUCGACAGUGGCGAGACGAGCAACAAACGUUUGACGCCAAAUUUUACGGAACAGCGUCGAGCAUCCGUAUCAUUCACACCCAGUCGCAGCACGGACUAUCAGUUUGGGCGCACCACUGCCACUGGCACUGGCACUGGCACUUCAACGCCCACCGUUGGCAGCCAAAGCGUGACUGCAGCCAGCAAUCUGACACCAUUGCAGGCACGGAGUGCGGUCUUUGCCAAAGAUCAUCAUGCAUUAUCGUGCUCGGAUGUGGAAGCAACCGAAGUGGAGGAUGAACUAAACAAAUUGUCACAAGAGUCAACGGCAACGGCAACGGCAACGGCAGCGGACAUGCCGAUGCCAGUGCUAAUCACGCCCACACGCGCACAGAGCCCGCCGCUCAUAGCGAAGAUCACGCCACCGCCAACCGAGGAGUGCAGGUGCAGCCAAGUGGGUAACAGGAUCACACAUUGCCUGCAGCACUCUGUCGAGCAGGAGAUGAGAGAGCCAGCGAUGGUCAAGGAGGUGCAAAUCGAGUUGAUUGAAUCGCGUGCCGCCAACACGACGCCCACCAUUAAGGUCCUGGAGCUGGAACUGCAACUGGAGCUGGAGCUGGAGCUGGCAAGCACUCCGGGUGCUGAUCCCCUGCCCACGGGACAGAGCCAAGAGCCGCUAACAACAACCACCGAGGAGGCCGCGUUGGCUGACGAUGAAACAAUGGAAGCAGCAGCCCGGGCGCAGGUGCCCGAUGCGGAGGCAUCAGAGGCAUUGCAAGAUGAACUUUCACCCACCACCGACGAGUACCAGGAGGGACUGCAGUUUGGCAAUGACAGCAAGGAUGUUGUCGAUGACUAUGACAGCAUAGAUAGUGACAUACAGUUGGGCUAUAUACCGCCGGCACCCACACCAGCGCCAUCCAUGGCACCGCUGGCCGAGCUGGACGUGGACACGAUGGUGGACGAUGAGCCAAUGGAUGAGCAGGAGCUGGAGCUGGAGCUGGAGCAGGCGCAGGAGCAGCAGGAGCUGGAGCCAAUGGCAGUGGUAGCUCCAGUAGCACCAACAUCCAGCAAUGAUGAGACACGCAAGCGACGCAAGAAACGUAAUUCUGAUGGGAAGAAGCACAGCAGCUCGCAGGAUGAAAAGGAUGCCAAGGAUGCCAAGGAUGCUGGCAAAGCGGAUGUAAGCGGAAGUGGCAGUGGCAGUGGUGCUGGCAUCGUCGUCGAUACGGAACACAAUGCGGUGUGCCCCUGGGAAGAUGAGAACGUGAGCACUAGCGAUGGAACCUUCGUGAAGACAUAUGCCACACUGGGGUACUUAUGAAUAAAACCAAAUCUGUUCAAGACGGUCGUCAACAAGUUGCUGAAAAGGAAGCCGCACAAAAAA